AUGCGGACGUUCCUUCUCGCAACUGUGUGGUUCUUGUCGACGACAGGAAAGAGCCUCCAGGAGUGCCGGGAGGAGUACAAGAAGCAGCGCCCUUCCCACACCGCUUGCCUGGCGCCGAACAAGGAGUGCACAAUCGAUGCUGGAGGAGUCAGCGCGACUGAGCGGGAACUCAUACUCAAGACGCACAACGACUACAGGAGCAUGGUAGCCAUGGGCAAAAUUAAGCACUUCCCAGAAGCCAAGAAUAUGCUGCAGCUACGCUGGGAUGAAGAGUUGGCUUCCGUGGCACAGGCGAAGGCUGACCAGUGCACCCCCGACAGCGGAAAGCUAAUGCACGACAAACCCGAAGAUCGUUUCACCACCAAGUUCAAGUCCACGGGACAAAACUUGGCCUUCCGCGCCAGCAGCGCCCGUUUCAAUUCCACUGACUGGCCCGGUCAGGUCAAGGCGUGGUUCGACGAGUACACCCACUAUCCGCCGCAGAGCGUCGAUCACUUCUCGCCUCCCAGCGGAGAGCCGACCGGACAUUUUACGCAGGUUGUAUGGGCAACGACGCGCUACGUGGGCUGCGGCUACGUGGACUACAUCGUCGAAGGCUACUCGAGGCUGCCGUACAUGCAACUCUACGUAUGCAACUAUGCCAGCGCAGGCAACGUUUUGUCGCGACCAGUGUACAAUCCCGGUGAUGUGUGCUCCGCCUGCCCAGAAGGCACCGCAUGUGUCAAAGACACCGGGCUGUGCUCCUCUGCUGAAGCAGGUGGACAUUCUUUCAGGCAACCGGACUCCAACUCAACGGAAGGGAGUAAACACGGUGGCGACGGACAUGCUCAAGGUUCUAUGUCAACUCGAAAAAGCACUGCGUCGGCAAUCGUUCAGCCGUUGCGACAUGCAGCCACGGUGUGCGUGAUUGCUGCGGUAUACGGUAUGCUCACGGUCUGGUGGGCGUCUCUCGUGUAGAUGGGGUGCUAAACCGGGAAUUAUCACCCACGCCUUUCCUUCAUCUUUUUCUCCCUACCACUGCUGUCGCUUACUGUUAAUUUGAGCGAAUAACUUACACUAGCCGCUGUUAUAUUACCAAAUAUGCGUAGAAACGAUAGUGAUACGCGUAUGAUUCUCCUUUGAACAGGGUGCCCGUUCUCGGACGUCCUCGUCGAGUUAUAACCUGCCGCUCGUAUAGACCUCUCCGGCAGCGUAACUACACACACUGUUACUUCUUUUUCUCGCAAAAUAAACGCUCACCUUGGUUUCUAACAACAUGUAGCGCCUUCAUUUCUGAAUGCGUCGAAACUUUGUUUUUAAGCCACACAAACAAGGAAAUAUGAAUUAAA
Molecule: messenger RNA, 1328 nt
Organism: Dermacentor andersoni
Lineage: Eukaryota; Metazoa; Arthropoda; Arachnida; Ixodida; Ixodidae
Product: CRISP/Allergen/PR-1-like
Cellular component (GO): extracellular region
Source: RefSeq, a predicted model, not a curated record